GGGAAGCGCUGGGGGCGCAGCCGACAUGGGCCCGCCGCCGCCGCCGCCGCUGUGAGUAGCCUCCUUCCCCGCGGGGCGGCCAGCGUGGGCGCGGGCGGCGCGACCCUCCCAGCGCGGGGCAGUGGGCUUCCAGGCCGGCGCGGGGGCGGGACGCACAGCCUCACACCGACAUGUAACCAUGGACUGCAGGACCAAGGAAAAUCCAGAAAGAACCUUUGACUUGGUAUUGAAAGUGAAAUGUCAUGCCUCUGAAAAUGAAGAUCCUGUGGUAUUGUGGAAAUUCCCAGAGGACUUUGGCGACCAGGAAGUACUACAGAGUGUGCCCAAGUUCUGUUUCCCCUUUGACAUUGAAAGAGUAUCUCAAAAUCAAGUCGGACAGCAUUUUACCUUUGUACUGACAGACAUUGAAAGUAAACAGAGAUUUGGAUUCUGCAGACUCACAUCAGGAGGCAAAAUUUGCUUGUGCAUCCUUAGUUACCUGCCAUGGUUUGAAGUAUAUUACAAGCUUCUUAAUACUCUGGCAGAUUACUUGGCUAAGGAACUGGAAAAUGAUUUGAAUGAAACUCUCAAGUCACUCUAUAGCCACCCAGUACCAAAGGCAAACACUCCUGUCAGUUUGAGUGUGAACCAAGAGAUAUUUAUUGCCAGUGAGCAAGUUCUGAAAGAUCAGCCCUUCCUAGUACCGCAUUCCUACUUCAUUGCCCCAGAUGUAACUGGACUCCCAACAAUUCCUGAGAGUAGAAAUCUUACAGAAUAUUUUGUUGCUGUGGAUGUGAAUAAUAUGCUGCAACUGUAUGCCAGCAUGUUACAUGAGAGGCGCAUCAUUAUUACCUCUAGCAAAUUAAGCACUUUAACUGCCUGUCUCCAUGGAUCAGUUGCCCUGCUAUACCCAAUGUACUGGCAACACAUAUACAUCCCAGUGCUUCCUCCGCACCUGCUGGACUACUGCUGUGCCCCAAUGCCAUACCUGAUUGGAAUACACUCCAGCCUCAUAGAGAGAGUGAAAAAUAAAUCAUUGGAGGAUGUGGUUAUGUUAAAUGUUGACACAAACACUUUAGAAUCACCAUUUAAUGACUUGAACAACCUACCGAGUGAUGUGGUCUCGGCCCUGAAAAAUAAACUGAAGAAGCAGUCUACAGCUACGGGUGAUGGAGUAGCUAGGGCCUUUCUUAGGGCACAGGCUGCUUUGUUUGGAUCCUACAGAGAUGCACUGAGAUACAAACCUGGUGAGCCCAUCACUUUCUGUGAGGAGAGUUUUGUAAAGCACCGCUCAAGUCUGAUGAAACAGUUCUUGGAAACUGCAGUUAACCUCCAACUUUUCAAGCAGUUUAUUGAUGGUCGACUGGCAAAACUAAAUGCAGGAAGGGGUUUCUCUGAUGUAUUUGAAGAGGAAAUCACUUCAGGUGGCUUUUGUGGAGGAAACCCGAGGUCAUAUCAACAAUGGGUACAUACAGUCAAGAAAGGAGGUGCACUGUUUAACACAGCAAUGACCAAAGCAACUCCAGCUGUACGGACAGCAUAUAAAUUUGCAAAAAAUCAUGCAAAGCAGGGAUUAAAGGAAGUGAAGAGUAAGCUAAAACACAAGGAAAAUGAAGAAGAUUAUGGGACCUGUUCUGGUUCUGUACAGUAUACACCAGUUUACACAUUACACAAUGAAAAGGGAGGAAAUAUAGAAAAGCGUAAGCUUGCUCAGGCACACUUAAAAAGACCUCUUAGGAGUCUUGAUGGUACUCUGUAUGAUGAUGACUAUGACGAGAGAGCGAGCAAGUUGUCCUCUGAAGAUGGAGAAGAAGCUUCUGCUUAUUUUUAUGAAAGUGAUGACUCCGUUGAAACAAGAGUAAAGACCCCUUACUCAGGCGAAAUGGACCUCCUAGGAGAAAUCUUAGACACAUUGAGCACACACAGCUCAGACCAAGGAAAGCUAGCGGCAGCGAAGAGCUUGGAUUUCUUCAGAUCAAUGGAUGAUAUUGAUUAUAAACCUACGAAUACAUCCAAUGCACCCAGUGAGAAUAAUCUGGCCCUGCUUUGCAGUGGUUCUGGUGAUCAAGCAGAGUGGCAUCUCGGGCAAGAUGAUAGUGCCCUCCAUGGCAAACACCUUCCUCCCUCUCCCCGGAAGCGGGUUUCCUCCAGCGGUUUGACAGAUUCUCUGUUUAUCCUGAAAGAGGAAAACAAUGAAAAAUACCUCAAUGUUGACAAUAUGAGGGAGCCUGCAGUCAUGGAAAAGCCAGCUUCUGCUUCAGUGUUGGAUCUACAGCUCGCUUCACCUGAAGUUUCCGAAAAUGAAAAAGCUAAAACAGAAAAGAAAGAAACACUAAGCCAGAUUUCAGACGAUCUGCUUACACCCAGCCUUGGGCGACGUUCAUCUACUUUUGUUCCUUGGGAGAAAGAAGGGAAAGAAGCCAAAGAGACUUCAGAAGAUACUGGACUACUUCAUGAAGUAGUGUCAUUAUGUCACAUAACAUCUGCCUUCCAGCAAGACUUAAACAUUUCAGAAGAAAACACGAGUGGAAACCACCCUUAAAUCAACUAUUAAGAGUCAUUCACUUGCAUCCAAACUUCUAAGGAGACAUUUUAGAAUUCCUUGUAAUCUCUAUAGUAAACAGAUUUGUAGGAAUGAGAGUUCUUAGUACUGUCUAAAAGUUAUUUUUCAUUUGGAACAUACAUUUUCCCCACUCAUUCAUCUCAUGAAUAUAUAUUAUUGAUUGAUUUUUAAAUGUAAAGCUGAUUCUUCUACUGUGCUCUUAAAUCAGGUACUAGUUUGUAUGUAUAUUGGAAGUAUAUGUCAAACAUGAUUUCCCAGUAUUUGGUGCUUAAUGCCAUUCAUUUUAUUUAAACUAAUAUGCAGAUAUAACCCUUGCACAUAACCAGUAGCAACCCUACUAAUCUGGUUGAGCAUGAACUGGUCAGUAUAUCAAAACUUAUCAAAACUAGCCUGAAACUGCUGAAACUGUUGGCCCACUAACUGCCUUAAUCCUAAGCCUAUAUUUAGCAUACUUUAAUAAUUUAUGGAAUUACCUGUAAAUUUUGAAGGAUAAGUUAUAAGUGUUCUGCAGAGCAAUAAUGCCUUUUUCUAUUCGUUGAAUCAAGGACAAAAUUCAUUUUUCAAAGUUUAAAAGCUCUCUUGUGGACACUGCAGCCAUGUUUUCCAAAAUGUAUAAAGGUACACAUUUACCUUUCACUCAGUGAAAUAUAUGAAGUGCUGAAUUACAAUGUGAAAUUAAUGACUUCUGUUUACAAAUGAGACAUUCUAAAAUUUUUUCAGUCUCUCGGUAUGCCUUUGCUAUCUAGGAAUCCAGCCCCAGAAAGCCAGAUGCAAUACGAACUGUCCUGAUAAAGAAAUGUUCCUGUCUUUUUUGUUUUUCUUAACUAAUAAUUCAAAAUAUUUAUCAUCUCAAAUUUACUUUUCAAAAUAAUUGACUUUAUAUUUUAGAAGUUUUAGAUCUACAGAAAAAUUAUGAAGAAAGUACAGAGAGUUCCCAUUAUGUCCUUGCAUACAAUUUCCCCUAUGAUUAAUAUUUUACAUUGGUAUGGUACAUUUGCCACAAUUAGUGAACCAAUAUUGAUAGUCCAUGCUUUAUUCAGAUUUCCUUAGUUUUCCCUAAUGUCUUUUUUCUCUUCCAGAAUCCCAUUCAAGAUACCACAUUACAUUUGGUUGUCAUGUGUCUUUAGAUUCCUCUUGGCUGGGAUAUUUUCUCACUUUCCUUGUUUCUGAUGACCCUGACAGGUUUAAAGAGUACUGAUCUGUUGGUCGAAUAUAUUAUAGAAUGUCCCUCUAUUAGAAUUUGUUUGCUGUUUUUCUCAUGAUUACACUGUGAUUGUCAGCUUGGGGGAGGAAGAUUACAGAAGUAAAAUGUCAUUUUUAUUACAUCAUACCCAAGGUACAUAAUGUCAGCAUGAUUUGUGAAUGUUGAUGUUGACUUUGAUAACCUAGCUGAGGUGGUGUUUGUCAGGUUUUUCUUCUAUACUCUUUUCCACCUCCCUUUCUAUACUGUAGUCUUUGGAAGAAAGUCACAGUGUACAGCCCACACCUAAGGAGUAGGGCUUUAUGCUUCCUCUCCCUUAGGGUGGAGUAUCUACAAAAAUUAUUUGGAAUCCUUCUGCAAAGGAGAUUUGUCUCCUCUCCCUUAAAUUCACUGCUAAACACUGAAAUUCAUCUCAGAAGGGUAUCAUGCAUUGACUGCUUCAUGAUAGGCUAGAUUGACAGGAAAAAAUAAGGGGAAAAAAACAGUGGUGUUACAGUUAAUUUGGUAUUUGUAUAUUCAAUAUAUAUUCUGUACAUCCCCAAUCGUGAUUAUUUUUUAAAAAUUGUCAUUUUAGAAAAGUUGUUUGAGAAACCAUUCAAGAGCCCCAUCAGGACUGUUCCCUAAAAUAUUUACUGAAAGAAUUUAAUUUUCAGUUAAAAAAAAACCCUAGAAGGGGAUUUGUUAAAAACAUUGCUUAAAAAUAUGUAUCCAGGUCAGUCUUUAAAUAAUUUAAAGAAAAUGACCAAGUUUUUUUCUUUUCUAAGCUACAUUCCAAAAUCUAAACAGGUAUGUUUUAUUGGGUACAAUUAUUCAUUCAUGUUUGUAAAGGAAGACAAAUCUUGUUUUCCUUAUAAGGAGGGAGUCUGUGUAUAUUAAGGAAAAAAGUGUUUAAUACUUAUUUUAUUAACACAAAAGUAAGACUCUUGGUUCUUGUCAAAUUUUGCCUUUAUAUACUCAUUACCAAAUUCCAUUUCACUUUGUCAAAGCAUGUAGAUUUAUCAGAAGAGCUGUUUUAAAUGAGAAGGAAAAAAGGUCACUCUGGUGGCUAAUCUGCUUGGCAAAUAUUUCUUUGUGAUUUUUUUAAAAGAAAAAGUCUUUUAAUAUGACUAUUGAAAUGCAUGUUUUCCUUCAGAAUGCAUAGUCUGAAAAAUGAGAUAAUUGUGAGUGUAGCAUAGGUAAAAUUGGAGUUGUAGUCCAUUUGCUUAAUAAACAUCGUGGCCUCAGAAAUGUAGGUUCUUCUACCAUCUGAUCACCUCAUGAGAUGUUUGACUACAAGACUGUUGCCGUGAGGCCACUUCCAAGUAUAUUUGCAUCAAGGUAUUUUGAACUGGACCUGUGCCUUAUUCUAACAUGCAAAAUCAGCUUUUAUAUUCUGUUAAAAAACAAAAGCUCUACAUGUUAUUCUUGGAAAAAAUCCGGAAAGCUAGUAUCCAAGAGACUACUAAUCCAAAAGUAUUAGUAUUUCAAAUCAUUAAUAUUUUGAGUAUUCAGUCUGCUCUUAAACUAGACUUCCCAGUAUUAUGGUGGAUAUAGGGAGAAUAAAGUGAAAUUAAGGUGAAUUCUGAAACAAACAAAAGUAUUAUUUUAUUUUCUCCUAUUAUUCAUAUUUUCUAUUAUAACUAAAUGAAAUAUUUGUAUAAACUCCUUUGCUGUUUGCAUUUGUUUUUCAAAGAAGCUUUACCUGUUCUACCAGAGUUCUAUAAAUGAAUAAGUCUUUGGCUAUCGUGCAUAGUCUUUUAUGUGGUCUCUAAAUCGUCAUGAUUCUCCCUGAAUCCCACUCUAGCUUUUAUCCUUUGUGUCCUUAAAUUUUGCAUCUAUGAUAUUUCAGGGGGAGAUAGAAGAGUCAUGUGUGAAUUUAAGAGCUAUUGUUUUGUUAGGUCAGCGUGUUGUUAAGUGGUAAAUUUUGAUGGUUACCUACUUUAGCAUAUUUUAGGAAGACACCAAAACAUAGCAGGAUGAUUUUUCUGUUCAUAACUCAUUGCACUUAGGAAAUAUUUAUCGACCCUUUGUACCAGUCAUAUACAAGGUACAGUAACUGGGGAUAUAAGGAAAUAAACUAAGUAACAUAGUCCCUGCUCUGAAGGAACCAAUUAAAAGGGAAAGAAAUGACAAAUCUCUGUUAAUAAUAAUAAUGAUAUAUUUUGCUUAGAAGUUAUUAGCCCAAGGUUCUAACACCAAAAAAAAAAAAAAAAAA
Molecule: messenger RNA, 5937 nt
Organism: Zalophus californianus (California sea lion)
Lineage: Eukaryota; Metazoa; Chordata; Mammalia; Carnivora; Otariidae
Gene: DENND1B
Product: DENN domain containing 1B
Exons: 23
Coding region: 179-2521 (780 amino acids)
Biological process (GO): endocytic recycling; endocytosis; T cell receptor signaling pathway
Cellular component (GO): cytosol; nuclear speck; intracellular membrane-bounded organelle
Molecular function (GO): guanyl-nucleotide exchange factor activity; phosphatidylinositol phosphate binding
Source: RefSeq, a predicted model, not a curated record